This is a messenger RNA of Symbiodinium sp. CCMP2592, 984 nucleotides long. The record is from the annotation of a GenBank genome assembly. NCBI's taxonomy places the organism in Eukaryota, Dinophyceae, Suessiales, Symbiodiniaceae.
AUGGAGAGUGGACUGGCUGCCAGCACUGGAAGCCUCAAGGCGACUGGCAAAGCCAAAAGUGUAAGCCUUGAUGGUUCAAGGGGUGCCCCUUUGAUGAUGAAUGCAGCGCCCAAGACGCCAGGAGGACGUGCCUCGAAGCAGACUCCAAUCAUUCCAUCAAAGGAUGUUUCUCCGGAGCAGCUCCAGCUCUUCGUGUUUCCUUCCAGCCUCGAGCAUCCGGAGUCUACGGGCCGCCUGGAACUUUUCGCGUACUAUGGCCCCGUGGAUGAGGCUGGGAAGUUAAGAGGUGGAAUUGGAGGCUCACACAUCCACACGGAUCUGGAGAUUAGACAGAUGAUUCAUCACCAGACGCGCGAGAUGCUCUUCACCCUCUUCAAGAAGCCCAGGGAGACUGUCGAGGUCAUUGUCGACGGUUUAAUGCCAGCAGCGAUGGCAUACAACUACACGUGGAGCGAGGUGAAGCAGCUCUUAAAGCCUUGCUUCAAUGAGAUGGGUAGCAAUGGCGGAAAGCUGCACUUCGCGCACAUGCAGAAGAUAAUUCUGAAGAGCCAAAAAGAACGGCUGCAGGCUUUGCUCAAGGAUAAGAACGCUGCAUUUAAGGAGCGUGGACCCAAGGUCCCCUUCCAGUCAAAGCCCCAGCACGCGCUCCUGGCACCCAUCGCCAAGAAGCAGUUGAACUCCUGCGAGGAGCAGCUUUGGAGGCGGACGCGGCUUCAGAGAAACUGCACCAAAGUGGCGGAAAUGGAGGACCAAAACCUACAGGAUCAGCUGGUCUCGAAUGUCAUACUUUGCCGAAAUCCUGGCGACGUCGACGACAGAUGGGACCGCUAUUGUGCCGUUAGACGUGUGGGCAAGGCCACCUAUGUGAAGGCUAGAAACCUGCCUCACAGCGGCUAUGCUUCCAUGGACGAUGGCUUGUCUGACAAACACCCAGGCGUGUCUUCCCUGAUUUCUGCGGGCUACGCCAAGGGGCCGAUUCUUUGA